AUGACGUCAACUAGUACCAUACCUAGCGCAGGCGUUAGUAGUAAUGUAUCAAUCAUUACUGAUAACGGAUCCGUGGAAAAGCCAUUGCUCGACAAUCGCUCGUAUCGUCUAGUAAAGCUCAAUAAGAACAACUUGCAUGUUCUUUUGAUCCAUGACCCCACCACAGACAAGCUGGCUGCUUCGCUAGAUGUGAAUGUUGGCGCCUUUGCAGACGCCAAGUACAAAGUAUCUGGUUUAGCGCAUUUCUGUGAACACUUACUCUUUAUGGGUACCAAGAAGUACCCCCAAGAAAACGAAUACUCCAAUUACUUGUCCAAGCAUUCCGGCCACUCCAACGCAUACACAGCAGCAGAGCACACAAACUACUACUUUGAAGUCGAUUCCAAGUUCCUUCAUGGAGCUCUUGACCGCUUUGGACAGUUUUUCAUUGAACCCUUAUUUUCCAAAUCCUGCAAAGAUCGUGAGAUUAAGGCGGUUGAUCUGGAGAACAAGAAAAACUUACAGAAUGACCUUUGGAGGUCUUAUCAAUUGGAUAAGUCUUUAAGUAACCCUAAGCAUCCUUACAAUGGCUUUUCGACCGGAAAUUUUCAAACCUUGCACGUAGACCCCAUUAACCAAGGUUUGGACGUCAGAGAGGUAUUAUUGGAUUACUAUUCAAACCACUACUCAUCCAAUAUCAUGAGCUUAGUUAUAUUGGGCAAGGAAAACUUGGACGAACUAGAGCAAUGGGCUGAACAAAUUUUUGAUUCUAUUCCAAAUAAAGACUUACAUAGACCAAAUUACGAUGGAGAACUCAUAUUCACUCCUGAACAAUUGAAUAAAGUCGUGAAGCAAAAGUCAGUCUUAGAUCAUCAUAAAUUGGAAAUUUCAUUUAAAAUCCCUAACGAUCAAGAUACAAAUUGGGAUAGUAAGCCAGGAGGAUACUUUUCCCAUUUAUUGGGACAUGAAGCAGAAGGUUCGCUUUUCCAUUACUUAAAGCAAGUGAAAGGUUGGUGUAAUGAAUUAUCUGCUGGUCAGCACAAAGUCUGCCAAGGUUCUUCACAAUUUGAUAUUGAUAUUGAUUUAACUAUUGAAGGAUUGAAUAAUUGGGAAGAAAUUGUUGUCAACACUUUCCAGUAUAUUGACAUGGUAACCAGGCAGAAUAAGCCCCAGAAGUGGAUUUGCGAUGAAAUCUCGAAAAUGAGUGAAAUAAACUUCAAAUUUCAACAGAAGAGGGGUGCUGCCACAACUGUUUCCAAGAUGAGUAACAAAUUAAUCAAAUUUUAUGAUGAAGGUGUAAUUCCAUCCAAUUUUAUUCUUUCUUCAGGUAUUAUCAGAGAAUAUAAUGAACAGAAGAUAUCCGAAUAUGGAUCAUGGUUGAAUAAAGGAGAUAAUUUUAGAAUUGCUUUGGCAAGUCAAGAAUUUGAAGGCUUGGAUAGUAAAGAGAAAUGGUAUGGCACUGAAUAUUCUUUUGAGGAGCUCCCACAAUCUUUAACCCAAAAGUUAUCUCAUCUUGAAGAAAAUAAUCACUUCCACUUACCAUUGCUGAAUGAUUUCAUCCCAACUGACUUCACACUCUUCAACAAAGUUAAAAAGACGCCAGAGACCAGCUUGAAACACCCAUACUUAGUUAAAGAUAAUACCAAAUUCCAACUUUGGUACAAAUUAGAUGAUCAAUUUGAAGUUCCAAAGGGUACAGUUGAGUGUGUUUUGCAUUUACCUAAUUCUAAUGUAUCAUGUGAAAGUUCCAUUUUCUCUUCAAUUUGGGCAGAAUUGAUCGAAGAAGAGCUAAAUGAAAUUGCAUAUUACGCUUCAAUUGUCGGAUUAUCCUUUGGUAUUCAUCCUUGGAGAGAUGGAUUCUUAAUCAGAGUAAGUGGUUACAAUGAUAAGUUGAAAGUUCUUCUUCAAAAAGUUAUUGCAAAACUCGUGGACUUUGAACCUAAAAGUGAAAGAUUUGAGAUUGUAAAAUACAAAUUACAACAGGAUUUCAAGAAUUUUGGAUAUGGAGUUCCAUACAAUCAAAUUGGAACCCAUUUCUUAACCUUUGUUAAUGAUAAGACAUAUACAGAUCAGGAGAGAUUAAGUAUUCUUAGAAAUAAGGAUGAAAUCACUUAUAAUCAAUUUGUCAACUUCAUAGGUGAAGAAGGUGUUUGGAAACGUGGAAUUUUUGGAGAAAUUUUAGUACAUGGAAAUUUCCAAGUAAGCGAUUGUGAAGAAGUUUAUUCCAUAUUUGAAAAGACUUUUGAUAAUGUCAAGGAAGUAGCUCAAUCCUUUGAUGAAUUGAAUUCUGUUGUUAGGUUACAAAAUUCCGUAAUUGAAAAAGGAUCCAGGUAUAGAUAUGAAUUACCACUAGAGGAUGCUAAGAAUAUCAACUCAUGUAUUGAAUAUUAUAUUCAAAUUGGUGAAAUUACUCCAGAGAAUGACAAACUUCGAGUGUUAACCGACUUAUUUUGCACAAUUAUCAACGAGCCAUGCUUCGCACAACUUCGUACCAAAGAACAACUAGGUUAUGUUGUGUUUCUGGGAUUUAGAUUGAUUAGAACCAGCUUUGGGUUUAGAAUUUUGAUUCAAUCUGAAAGAACAACUGAUUAUUUGGAGUAUCGUAUCGAGGAGUUUUUAAGCAAAUUUGGACAAUUUAUUUAUUCAAAAUUAACAAACGAAGUAUUUGACAAUUUCAAGCAGGCCUUAAGAGACAAGAAGCUUACCAAACUAAAGAAUUUGAAUGAAGAAGUUUCGAGAUUCUGGAACGGCAUCAUUGAUGGAUACUAUGAUUUCCAAAUUAAGGAAAAGCAAGUGAAGAUUUUGGAUGAUAUAACUUUGGCUGAAUUUCAAGAAUUUUUCAGCAAGUACAUUUUAGAAGAAAAUACUACUGGUCGUAUAAUUGUGCAUUUGAAAUCUCAGAGUGCCCCAUUACCAUCUAAUGAGAAACUUAUCCACUCCUCAAUUAUCAACUAUUUGUUCAGAAACGACUUACACUUGGGUAGUGACACUUUGGAAGGAUUAUUGGAUGGAGGAGAAGGAGAAGAUAAGAAAUUUGACUUAGACGAAUUAUCAUUAAAGGUAACACAAGCGUUAAUAGACUUUGUUCCAAGCGAACAGGAAGAUGGAGUAGAGGGUAAUACAAUCCCUGACAAGAAAUCAUUUGCUGCCAAGUUAAAGGAUACGAUUGAGGAAGGUUUAAAAUCCCCUGUUCCUAGUAAAUAUCCUACUGGCCAAAAGGUUUCUAUCGCAGAAUUUAAAAAUAACUCGAAGAAGGGAGGCAUUCCUGCUCCUGUUGUACCACUAAAGACUUACUACUUACCAACCGAUCCAGAAGAUACUGAAUCGCAUUUAUAG
This is a messenger RNA of Dujonia railenensis, 3315 nucleotides long. Lineage: Eukaryota; Fungi; Ascomycota; Pichiomycetes; Serinales; Debaryomycetaceae. The record is from the annotation of a GenBank genome assembly.